This is a messenger RNA of Ostrinia nubilalis (European corn borer), 2608 nucleotides long. RefSeq lists its product as uncharacterized. Lineage: Eukaryota; Metazoa; Arthropoda; Insecta; Lepidoptera; Crambidae. The record is from RefSeq and is a predicted model, not a curated record. The coding region runs from base 228 to 1163 and encodes 311 amino acids. The transcript is spliced from 6 exons.
UUUCAUUCAGGCUUAGGUCGAUACGUACCGGGGUCGUAUCGUACAACAACACUUUACGGUACAUUGACAUAACGUCAAACGGGUAGAGCAGUUUUCGCUCACUAGUGUCGUGGACUCUGCGAAGUGCGCACGCGUGUCAAAAGUCAGGGCAGGAGUAAAGUGAAAGUGUGUGAGAAGGUGGUGGAUAGUGCGGCGCGGAUGCGAUUGCGGUAGCGAGCUGGUGCGGCAUGGAGAGCGCGGUGCACGCGGCAGUGCCGCUCCGAGUGGGAAAGAAGAUGCGGAAACGGAGGGAGCUUGACGCUUUGGUCGGAGGGGGAGUCUCCCGCGGGGGGAGGUUGCUCUCUGCCUCCAGUGAUGAGGGGGAGCCUUGGGGUAGACGGACCACGCGCCGGCGCCGCACCAGGCCCUUCGUCCGGCUUGCGGCGGGCCUUGCUCUCUGCGUAUGCGUCGUCUCAGCCGCAACCGUACUUUGGCUCUUCGUUGAUGUUCGGAGACAGAUCGUGUCCCUCCGCAUGGAAAUGGACAGAGUAACAACAAGCAGCGUCAGUGUAGGUGACGCGCUACAGAGCUGCCACUCGGCGGCAAAAGAGCUGCAGGCCAAUGCCAGCGAUCUUAGUAUAAGGUUGACUAAGUUAGAGUACGAGUACCAGGAGUUGACCAAGAGGGUUGACAAGGCGGCGGAGGAGGUGUCCAAGGUAUCAGAGAAGUUGGCAGCAGAACCAAUGCUGGCAGACACGCCAAGGAGGCUGGCUGACCUGCAACGCACUGUCGCUUACUUCGGGUCACAGAUAAGUGGUUUCGAAGAGUCCCUAAACCAAGCGCGUAAGCAAGCGACGACAGCUGUGUCUGGUGUCGACGAGGUCAAGACAAUGCUUCACACGCUGGAAGUCAGGGCCAAUGAAACUAUUGCCAAUGUGACGGACAACGGCAAGAGAGACGGCGAGCUGAAGGAACAGGUCGCGAGUCUGAACACCACGCUCGUGGGCAAGGUGGAGGCUUUGGAGACGAGGAUAGAACUGAUUAAUAAGCCCACAAGCACAGCAGCUCCUACCACUGCAGCCACGUCUACCACGAGCAGCACCACAUCCUCGUCUACCAGCACCACCACAGCGGCCCCUGGUCCGCCGGCAAAGCCGUUCGUUUUACAGUCACGGGAACACUAGAUCCACGAAGCAAAAGAGACAGAUUGCUCAGUAUCAAACUCAAGACAUUGCGUCCACAAAACAAAUAAGCGGGGUUACUCCGAAAAACGUUAUGUGAAAUAUCGAAUGUUGCCAUCCUUCUCACGCACAGCUAGAGCGACGGUGACAGAUAUACCUGAAACUACGUAACAGCAUUUUCGGAGUAGCCCUGAUGUAGGCGUACCGGGUAAAGCAAAGGAUACCCUCCAGCGUAACUGUUAAGGUUGAAUGUUGAUAGUUUUAUGGGACGAGUCCACAUUUUUGAAUCGAGGCGAUUCAGCCAUAUUCGUAGUCAAGUACUCAGUAUAGCGUAAGGUAACUCUGUAUGCAGAAAACGACUAGUAUUGUUGAUACUAUUAUUUUUAUUACGUCGUGUUCACAGGAGAUAUCAUCAUUCCACUACAGUACCUACUAUAGAUAAAUAUCGGGUUAUUUCGUUUAUAACGUAGAAACCGAUUAUUCAUAACAGAUAAAAAUAAAAUAAAUAACAGUUUCAUGGAAAUAAUUAUAAUGAUAAUAAAUUUAAUUUUUGUUUAAAUAAGUGUGGGGUUUUACAGUCUUGCUCAAUCUAUUAUUAGUUAUUUGCAUUCCUUUGCCGUUGCCCGAUACCAUAACGAUCUUACAAGACAUUGCAAUGGCUUCUAGAAAUAAGUGUUCGUUUAAUUUAUUCAUCGAUGAUAUUGGACCUUUGAAUGAAAAUCCCCUUUUUCGUCAUAUAUUUUUCACCGGAAAGUGGAUCAUUCCGAGUACAAAAAACGUACUUCUUAGGGUAAGAGUGACUGUGUCAUUUCAGUUGAACCAUGUCAGAGGUCUAUUGGUGGCUCUGACACAUGAUAGGAGAAAAAGUUGUUACGUGCUCAUUUUACAAUGGUGUGUUGAGUGAGUUUCAUGCUCAUCGUGAAAAAGUGCCAUUUUUUGGUGGCUGAUCUCUUAUCUUUAAGGUUUAUAGACCUAGGCUCCAAUGAGGUGAUUGAUAACUAGGUUUACUACUUAAGAGAAGUAGAUAAAUGUAUUAAAUACUUCUAACUUACAUUCGUCUAUACAAGUCGUUUUCUGCAAGAGUCGGAUAGUUUGGCCUUAAUAAUUUAGUUUGUUGGUGAAUUCCGUGGGCGUUGCCACGAAUGUACAGGCGACAGCACAUCAAGCUACGUGGCAUCUUAUGUAUGAUGUAAUAAGGUUUAUUUUCCAACAAAAAUAGUUUGAUUUGCUGUCGAUAGAUGUACCUUGUGAACCAUUAACGAUCAGUAAGAUAAGUUACGUCAUACAAUUUGCAAUAAGAGGCGAGUGAGAACAUACGAUACCAAUGUAAAUAUUAUAGUUUUACUUGUAGAGAAAUGUGAGCGCACGAGUGUUUGGAGUUGUCAAUAAGAGUGUGCGUUUUAUUACUUGUAAUAAAUUAUUGUUAAUAGAUCAAUUAUUACACAAAA